This is a messenger RNA of Zootermopsis nevadensis, 1949 nucleotides long. Its product is annotated as synaptophysin-like protein 2. NCBI's taxonomy places the organism in Eukaryota, Metazoa, Arthropoda, Insecta, Blattodea, Termopsidae. Gene Ontology annotation, cellular component: synaptic vesicle membrane; synaptic vesicle. The record is from RefSeq and is a predicted model, not a curated record.
AAUAAAAUUUUAUUUUUAGUCCUCUCAGUAAUGAGGUCCUAAUCUGAAACUUAUUUAGCUUCUACGAAAUGUGAUGUUGCCACAAUAGAUACCGUAGAUUUCCUACAAUGCAGGAAUUGUAAUAUGUGUGCGUAAUUAUUAUACUCACUGGGCAAACUUUAUCCAUGGUCCUUUGAUUCCCUGCCUCAAUAAAAUACAUAUGUGAACGUACUCUGUCGUUUGGUUUAUAUUCAUGUCUUAAGUACGACUUCAGGAGUAGGAUAGUGUACGUCUAGUGAGGCAGCUAUAGUUUCAAAUUGUUCUGAUAAUGGAUUCGUCGCAGCUGUCUGGGAAUGUAAAUUAUGAAAAUGAUAUUCAGCCUAUGCCCACUCAGUAUGAGACUGGAAUGCCACCUGCUCGGGAUCCAAAUGUUGGAUCGCCGUAUAAGGCCCUAAGAUCUUCCAUGAGUAUGAAUUUAGGAGUAUUCAGAGAACCACGUGGUGUUAUGCGUAUCCUUCAAUUUAUAUUUUCAAUAUGUGCAUUUGCAACAACAACAGGAUUUUCUAGUUAUGUGGAAAUAACACUUAAUUGUGAAGAUAAAGCAUUUAAACUUGAAUAUUCAUAUCCCUUCAGGCUGGAUCAUGUUCAACGAACGGUUGACUUUUGUAAUAAAACUGAAUCCUUUCACCUGAUUGGAGACUUCUCAUCAGAUGCUCAGUUUUUCGUUGCCACCGGCGUGCUCUCGUUUUUGUACUGUAUUGGCAUCAUUUUUGUGUACGUUAUGUUUGAUGCAAUGUACCAGAGCAAUGGACUACUCCCCUUGGCUGAUUUCUUUUUGACUGUGACAUUGGCAGUAUUUUGGCUUUCUGGUAGUGCAGCUUGGGCUAAUGGCUUGAAUGGACUGAAAGGAACAACGCAUAACAUUAUUAAUACUAAGCAGUGCCAUGAAGUAUGUAAAAGUCUUUCAUUUGCAAGUGUUUCAGAGCUCACAAUCUCCGUGAUUCUUGGUUUCUUGAAUUUCUUUCUGUGGGCUUCAGAUCUGUGGUUCUUAUACAAAGAAACACCUUGGUUUAAGUUGAAGCAAAGUACUGAUGUCAACUCAGCUGCUUAAACCUUUGUAAGAAUUUAUUAUAACCAACUAUUUUUGAGUUGGGGUUGUUUGUUGAAAGUAAUAUGCCAGUUGAUUUCACCAAAAAUUUAUAUUUUGUAUUAAUAGAAACUUCUGUUUUAUUAACUCUUAGUUCUGAAGUAGUUACCUAAUUAUAGAAGGUAGAGAGUUCGGAUUACCGUGACCUCUUAUUUAUGUUUAACAUAGUAAAGUACUUUUUUUUUUAAUUUGGUUUUGUAUGGUGGAGUAUUGUUUUAUAAAUCUUUUUUGGCUAAGUGCCUCCUGUCAUCACAUGAUUCAGUUCUGUCAUUAGCCACCUAAUAUUUAGUAUUCUUUACACGUAUUGAACACAAAUGUACGAAGUUCUAGUUAUGAAUGUAUAAGUAGUAGGAUAUGAUAAUCACUAAAAUGUCUUACCUACAUAAUUGAACCAUCACCACGAAUAUUUCAUUUUAAAACUGCUUCCUUCUGAUUAAUAUCUUUGUUUGGCCUUUGCAGUUGUUUUAGUAUAAUGCUCGGUUGCUAAAUAAAUGUUCUUCCAGUGGCAUAUUCAUGUACCUUACUGAAUUCGAAGAAAUAUGUUGCUGUUGGCAUUUAGAAUCAAGAACUAAAAAUCGUUCUUAUACUUUUGUUGUCUCUGAAUCUGAGAGAGGAACAUAGAUUGCAGGUGUUGUUGGGAAUACUUGAGCCUGAGAGAGAAGACGACAGGAUCUGGAGAAAACUAUAUAAUGACGAACUUAAAAAUUUGUACUCCUCCCCCAGUAUUGUCAGGGUGAUUAAGUCAAGAAGGAUGAGAUGGGCGGAACAUGUAUCGUGCAUGGAUGGGAAAAGAGAUGUGCACCCGGUAUUGGUCGGGAAGCCU